UUUCCUCCCUUGCAGAUUUAUUAAAUAUCAGCUUUCAUUAGGAUAAGGCUUUUAGGUUUAGAAUGCUUUCAUAAACAUCCCCUCAUUUGAUCCUCAUGAUAAUCUGUGUUUGAAGUUAACAGUGACUAAUUAUCCCCCAUUUUUCAGAAUGGUGUUCUCAUCUGUAUUGAGGUUCAGAGACUUCAAGUGAAAUACAGAGGUCUCUGAAUUUUAGUCCAGUGUCUCACUUCAGUGACCGUUAAUUUGCAGAAUUUGCCUGAUAUUUCAAAUGUCCAUACGGCCUCAUCUUUAACCAAUUUAUUGUGACAGUGUGGUUGACAAGAUGCUGGGUUAAAUUAGAAGGGAUUAGAGCAUACUGAAUAAUUUCUUAACAAGCAGGGACCAGGGGAAGUUUCCUAUCGGUUUAACAAUCUUUUCCUACCAUUACUGUGCUUAUCUUAAGACUGACUGACUCUUCAGGGGUCAGGGAGAUGAUGAUGGUGGGGUAAAAUAAUAACCAGCCACUACUAAUUUAACUUUUACAUUGUGCCUGUAGUAUGCUAAGUACUUUGAUGUUCAUGAUCUCAUUAAUUCUUGCAACAGCCUUAUGAGGUAGGUACUGUGAUGGUCCCUAUUUUACAAGGGAGGACAUUUGAAACUUCAGAAUGUAAUCAUUGUAUCUUUCCCCACUGACUUCUUAAUUUUAAAAUGUUUUUAUUAUUAAAUAUUUCAAGCAUAUAAAAAUUAUAGUUAUACCAUGUAACAAUAACGAAUACUGUUAUACCCACCACCUAGCUUUAUUGUUUUAGGUCUUUUCUUAUUAAUGUUUUUUAAAGAAAUAAAACAUUACAGAUAGAAUUGAACCUACUCACACCCCCUUGCCAUUCCUCUUCCCUCCCCACCACCAGAGGUAGUCACUAUCCUGAACUUGGUGUUCCUUAUUUCUAUUUAAUGAUGUAUAUAUAUGUAUCCAUACACAAUUUAUGUUAUUGUUUAACAAAUAAAUUGUAAGAAAAAAAAGAUGGGAAUCUGUAGAUUAAAAAACUCACAAGACCUAUCAGCCGAUUGCAAUAUAUGGCCUUUAUUUGGAUACUGGUUUUUUUUUAUCUUAAAAAAUAUGACAUUUAUAAAAUAGCUGGAAAUAUGAACUGGAUAUUUUAUGAUGAGGAAUUCUUGUUAUUUACAGAUGAAAUGAUGUGAUUCCUGGGACUUGCUUCAAAAUAAUCUGGAAGGUGGGAGUCAAUCAUUUUGACAAGUCUCCUGAAAAGAACAGCUAGCAGGAGCUGAACCCUUUUUCCAUUUGGUCUCGUGGCAAAGGCAGAGAUCACACCAGCAGCUCCACACAAUAUGCCGUGCUCACUAGUGCCCUCUGAACAGUCUUCUGGUACCUCUCUUUUGCCUAAAGACAAUGCCCCAUUUUCUUGGGAUUCCUUGGAUGAGGACGGAUUGGAUGACUCCUUGCUGGAGCUGUCUGAUGGGGAAGAUGAUGGCCAUUUCAGUUUCACGGAGGAAGAGAUUCAGGAACUCUUGAAGGAUGAUGACCUAUCAAAUGAGCACUUUUCUUGGGGAGGAGGCUUGCCUAACCAUGACAGCAGGAAUGUUGAGAAGGGAGGGAAAGGGAGUCAAAUUCCACUUGAUACUCCCCAAGAGAAAAAUUCAUUGUACAGCUUGGGACCAGAAGCUGAGACCACUAGCCUCUUCAAACUACCUCAACUAAAUACAUCAGUUGGUCAUGGACCAACUCCUCCUAAACCAUUGAACAGACGCUUUGCACUAGAAAAGAAUCUUAUAAAAGUUACAGUUGCACCAUUUGAUCCAACAGUUUGUAAUGUUGUACUUGAUAAGGACAAGACUGAUACAUCCAAAGUUACUGAAAAACCCUCCUCCCUUGGAGAAGAGAUGAGAGAAGAUGGUCUUAGCCUAAAUGAGAGCACAAUUUGCACAGAAUCUGAAGGGAUCAGCCUCAGUAACUCUGCCUAUGAUGGGUCCCCACUCCCUUUUUCAAACAGUAACUUUCAACAAACUGUCUCUGAUAAAAAUAUGUCUGACAGUAAGAAACCUACACCUGUAUUCUCUCAGAUCUUGGACCAUUCAGAAACUCCUAAUACAGGGUCAGCCUGGAGAAAUGGACCACAUAAAUCAAGUUUUGAAAUGAGGUUUCCGGUUGUUUCCAGUUCAUCAAACAAAGAUGUUCUUGACAAGGAUUCUGGGAAGCUGAAGGUCCAUGAAAAAAGACUAGGCAAAGUCAUUCCUGUUCUGCAAACCAAAACAAGGACUAAUAUUCCGACGUUUUCACCAUCAGAUCUAGAAAAGCAGAAGCAAAGUUAUCUCAGGAAUGUCAUUGCUCAUAUAGAAGACCCAGUGGACUCUAACCAAGGUACCUUGGGGGAGCUGUGUGCCUUGAUGGGUCAAGUUCAUCACAUGCAGAACCCAAAAUGGCAGCAUCCUUCGGACCUCACCAGGCGAAACUAUGCCCGGUUCCGACAGAAGUCUCUGCAAAGAUACAGUCUGACUCAGUGGGUUGACCAGAACAUGCGAAGCCACCAUCGGUUCCAGCGUCUACCAGAUUUCCCGUACAGUCCAUUUGUCUCCUCCCAUCAGCAGUGAAGGUCCCUAUCCAGGGUCCUGUCCAGAGCAGCGUCUCAUCUUCUGCUGUUUUGUGCUUUGUAGAUUUUGAAAUUUAUUUUUCACAACAUUUUAAUUUAAAGAACUCGUCACCUUUUGGAAAUGCUCAUUGCUGACUUGAAAUUUUUUGUAUAAGGUCCUUCCUGUUUAUGUGUGUGUAUGCAUUUAAGCAGUGUUGAGUUGAUAAUAGUUUUAAUUUUUUAAUUUAAAUUGAAGGUGGCUGCCACCUGAAAGCCGGCAUUAAGUCAAAACACCCAGGAUCAAGCAAAACACCCACCUCUAUGCAGAGGUGAAGUCUACUUCUGGUGCCCAAAAGAAAUCAUCUUUUAAUCUCCUAUGAGGAAGAGAUUCUUUAUCAGGCUGCAAGCCAGUGUUAAUUAUUGCUGAUGACUUAUAAAUGGAUACAAGUCACUUUUAACAACGCCUCUUACCUUUUUUAUUUGAAUCUCCGAAUACCUGUCAGUAUUUUAAAGUUGGUAAUCCAGGACAUCUGAAGUAGUUGAAAGGACAAAUUAGAAGUAUAAAUCUUUUCUUCUUUUUGUACCUACUAGCUGCCUUUAUUUUUUGGCUUUUUUUUUUCAUUCUUCAUUAAAUUUAUUUUGCACAAUAGUGUUUACAAAUCUUGUACAUCUUAACUCUAACAGAAGACUGGUGACUAACAGCCCCUGUUGAUUUGUGAUCUUGUGACUGUCUGCCUUCUCUGCCUUUCUUCAAGGAUAUUCCUUCUUUUUUCCCCAGUGAACUUAGGGCUCUACUGGCAUAUUCCUGUAUCCUGUUAGACAUAGAUAUGCCUCUUAAGAACAGCCUUACUGUGCUUUUUAUUGAAGAGCCACCCACCCAGAGUCUUGACUCUAGGACAGGCCAGAAAGCAGUGCUAUUGAGAGGUGUCAGUUGGUCUUCAGUUUCAUCUGCUGAACUCCAGUUCAAGUAUGAGUUGACGUGUUAGUGAGCUUCCAUCCUGUGGGAGAGACUUUGGAGAAGCUGUCUUUUGUCUCCAUUAUUAGUUAAUAAGAGGUGCCUUUUGAUCCAGGAUCUCCUUACUUGGUCAAACCUCUGAUGUACAGUUUUACAAAACUACUAAAGUGAAUCUAAAAUAGUUUUGAUUAAGCCUGUGCACAAAGCAUUACCGAUCUUAAGGGUAAUGCUAUAUGCAGCUAUCUUAAUGGAUGUCUUAGUAGUUUGUUAUUCUCUUUACAGACAGCUCUAGACAUCUAUUGGGAGAUUUUGCAGUCUGGCAUUUGUGCUGUUGUUCACUCUGUGUGACGGUUGUACCUAGUUGCUAUAGCACACAGCCUGUGAUACUGGGCUCAUUGCCUCUGUCUGGUUUUGUUGUUCCAUCAGCCCCAUCUUUGUAUGCAAGUAACCCAUCUUAAACAUCCUACCCUGCUUUAGAAACUGAUUUGGGAGAAACUUGGUCAUAGUUACCAGUAAACUUAGAUGGAUAUCCCUAAGUGUUAACUAUUUCUAUCCAGUCAAGGAUUCUCUUUUCCUUCGACAUCUGGUUUAGAGUCUGGGACCAAAAUGCAAAGGAGAAGUUCUGUUCAAAGGCAAGAGUCAAAAUCUGUUAUUUCAGUUGGCAUUUCCUAUAUCAGUCACUUCUCCAGGUUUCCGUAAAUCAGUAUGAUGGAGUGGGACAAACAUCCACCUUUGGAACUAUAGCAUAGUUAGAAUUAAUUGUUGCUGGAAUAAUUAGCAUUGCAGCUGUCUUGUUCCCCACAGAUAGCCAAGGAGUAAAGGGACAGCCUUUUGCUUAGGCAAAAGUCUAAGACUCAUGUUCCUGCCUCCCUGGUACAGGAGGGUUUAAGACUGAUGUGUAAUGGGAGCAUCGCCUUUGCCAAAUCAAAUGAGUGAUGGGUUAACGAGAAAAUGUGACAAUCACAUUUCCUCUUUGCUCAGAUAAUUCUGUUUUUCAAGGUUUAGCAGCUUAAUUAAAUCUGUUGGACUGGGGGAGGAGAGAACUGUUCCCUAGCGGUUAACAUGGUAUUCUUUAAGAAGAAAAACAAAGCCAAAGAAAACUCAUUAUCAGGCAUGUUCGCCUUAAAGACGGUAGUGGGUAGAAUCUGGAGUUUUAAUCUGUUUUUAAAAGCUACAUAUCUCACAUUUAGUGUUGGCCUCUAAGUCUAAUUUUCAUGUAGAAUUCUUGCCGUGUUUUAUUUACAUAAGCGUUGUGUGCAUUUAACUGCCUACCUAGCUUUCUUUAUCUGUGAUGACAUUCUCGCCACGGGGGUCUUGACAAUGCAGAGUAGGAAUGUGCUGUUUACAUAGUUUACUUGUAUAUAAAGAGCCUGAAAUAACCUUAGUUUUGCAUCUAAUGCAGGCCCCAGUUUACUUUGGUUGUUGUCAGGAUCAAUUAUGAAAGUGAAGUUUGGUGCCUCCUCUUUAUCAUAUAUUUCUCCUUGUAGCAGUUGUAUUUAAUGUCAUUGCAAAGAAAUAAAAGUUCUUGUCGGUG
Molecule: messenger RNA, 5053 nt
Organism: Lagenorhynchus albirostris (white-beaked dolphin)
Lineage: Eukaryota; Metazoa; Chordata; Mammalia; Artiodactyla; Delphinidae
Gene: S100PBP
Product: S100P binding protein
Exons: 7
Coding region: 1327-2586 (419 amino acids)
Cellular component (GO): nucleus; cytosol
Molecular function (GO): calcium-dependent protein binding
Source: RefSeq, a predicted model, not a curated record